This is a messenger RNA of Athene cunicularia (burrowing owl), 2160 nucleotides long. RefSeq names its product SH3 and cysteine rich domain 3 (gene STAC3). Lineage: Eukaryota; Metazoa; Chordata; Aves; Strigiformes; Strigidae. The record is from RefSeq and is a predicted model, not a curated record. Gene Ontology annotation, biological process: positive regulation of voltage-gated calcium channel activity; positive regulation of protein localization to plasma membrane; skeletal muscle contraction. Gene Ontology annotation, molecular function: protein binding. The transcript is spliced from 12 exons. The annotation marks the transcript as partial. Gene Ontology annotation, cellular component: extrinsic component of cytoplasmic side of plasma membrane.
UCCUGCCUGAGUCCUGCCCCACGCUUGGCACAUACAAGGGCUGUGAGCCCAUGGCUUGCCAAGACUGGGAGCUGAGACUAAGAGAGGAGCACUGAGCACUUUGACCUGGUGCUGGCCCCCCCGUCAGAUAUUCAUAACCUCUUUUUCCAGCUGCUGGCCCGAUGCAAGAAUGGGGGUGUGGGGUGUUCCCAGCUGUAUCCACUGCCAGGUAGCAGCAUACUCCUGGUGAGAGGGGAGCAGCCCUUGAGCUGACAGGUGCAGGUAUCCCUGUGUCCUCCUGCCCUGCGGGUGCCAGAGUUGGGCUGGCACCACCCUCACCGUGGCAUUGCACACAGCAGCUGGAGCCUCUUGGCAGCAUCUGGAUGUUACUUCCAAGAGCAGGUGCAAGCGGAGAGGUGAGAGCUGCGUGGAAGGGGUGGGCUCCAACCCCAGGCUUGGUGCAAACUGCUACCCCACUGCCACCCACAGCCUGGCAGGGACAUAGGUGCAGGGACUGGCACUGGGGUGCCUGUCCAGCUCCAGGGACUGGCACCCACUGCAGGGCAGCAUGACAGCAGCAGGGUCCCAGCUCUCUCUUCCGUGGCAGCUCUGUCUCAGUGGAGAGUGGACCAUCAGGAUUUUCUGCCAAAGGGUAUGGGGCAGCCAGGAGAGCUGCCCAUGAGAGACCCCACUGCUGCCACCCUUUUCCCCUCCCAGCUGCAGGGGCCUCAACUGCAAGAGCAAAUGAGACAUCAAGGCUGGAGCUCUUGGUGUGCCCUGCUCUGCUGCUGCCCCAUGCCAGGGGGUGGGUGGGCCUCUGGCACGCCCAGCAACCCACUAACGCAAAUAGCCAGUGGCUCCUCUCCGCCCCGUUCCCCUCCUGGCUCACGCACGGGCUCCAAUUACUCGGCGUCAGCCUCCGCCAGCACUCAGCUGUCGGUUCCCCUCUGGCCUGUCACUCCCGCUCUCUACGGGACUGGGGCAGCUGCCCCACUCCCUGCGCACCCAGCACAGAGGGCUGGGGGCUCCGCAGGCAACGGGGUCCCAGCAUCGGCCACUCUUUGUGGGGUUUUUCAUCGCAGGACGAGAGCUCCAAACACAGUCAUGACAGAGAAGGAAGUGCCAGAGCCACCAGCUUCACCUGCUUCAGGUGGGAAACCCAAGAGCCAGCAGCUACGGAAGCUGAAGCAACUUUUCCAGCGAAAGCCCAAGGAGGAGACAGUGCCAGAGCCGCAGCCCAACGGGGAGUUGGUCAGCCCCUCAGGGGGACCCAUCUACUACAUCUAUGAGGAGGAGGAAGAGGAGGAAGAGGAGGAGGAACCUGAGCCCCCUCCAGAGCCCCAGAAACUCGUCAAUGACAAACCCCACAAGUUCAAAGAUCAUUACUUCAAAAAGCCCAAGUUUUGUGACGUUUGUGCGCGCAUGAUUGUCCUCAACAACAAAUUUGGCCUGAGGUGCAAGAACUGCAAAACCAACAUCCACCACCACUGCCAGUCCUAUGUGGAGAUGCAGCGCUGCUUUGGCAAAAUCCCCCCAGGGUUUCGCCGGGCGUACAGCUCACCCCUCUACAGUGACCAGCAAUAUGCCUGCACCAAGGAGCUGCUCUCAGCAGCCAACAGGAGCGACCCUGUGUUCGAGACCCUGCGGACAGGCGUCAUCAUGGCCAACAAGGAGCGCAAGAAAGGGCAGGAUGACAAGAAAAACCCUUUGGCUGCUAUGAUGGAUGAGGAGCCGGAGGCCACAAAGCCAGAAGGAGGCAAAACUGAGGGUGGCACCUCUGAAGGGGACAAGAAGACCGAGAAGAGCCCAACAGAUGACAAGAACAAGAAGCCACAGCCAGGGAUUCGUGGUGGCUAUCUGCAGUCCCAUUACUUCGUGGCACUUUAUCGCUUCAAAGCCCUAGAGAAAGAUGACCUGGAUUUCCCGCCAGGGGAGAAGAUCACGGUGGUCGAUGACUCCAAUGAGGAGUGGUGGCGGGGGAAGAUUGGUGAAAAAAUUGGCUACUUCCCUCCAAACUUCAUCAUCCGGGUGCGGGCAGGCGAGCGGGUGCACAAGGUGACACGCUCCUUUGUGGGAAACCGGGAGAUUGGGCAGAUCACACUCAAGAAGGAUCAGAUCGUGGUGCAGAAGGGCGAGGAGGUGAAUGGGUACGUGAAGGUCUACACCGGCCGCAAAGUGGGG